Aureobasidium namibiae CBS 147.97 is the source of this 597-nucleotide messenger RNA. RefSeq lists its product as uncharacterized. NCBI's taxonomy places the organism in Eukaryota, Fungi, Ascomycota, Dothideomycetes, Dothideales, Saccotheciaceae. The record is from RefSeq and is a predicted model, not a curated record. The transcript is spliced from 3 exons. Gene Ontology annotation, cellular component: cytoplasm. Gene Ontology annotation, biological process: protein ubiquitination. Bases 1 to 597 code for a protein of 198 amino acids. Gene Ontology annotation, molecular function: ubiquitin protein ligase activity.
AUGUCGGGCUACGAGGUUGAACACAACAUCAAGGAAGAGAAAAAGGACGAGGCACCACCCCGCCGCCCCGAUCUGUCCACCUUCUUCACCACCCUCGAUCUCGUCGACACCAGUGGACAUCGCCAUCCUCAAAACGCACACUCACUCCCUCUCCCCGGUGAUGUCUCGGCAGCUUUCCGCAGUCUCGCAAAUGCCUUUUCUAUGAUGCAAGGAGGUGGUCAUGGCCAUUCGCAAGAGAACUCAGAUCAAUUACUAUCCCACAUGGUCGAACAGUUGAUGCAAGAGUCGGAGAAUCCUCCUACCGAAGUCAAGGGUGUGUCAGACGAGUUCCUCGCUCAGUUGGACAGGGUUCCCAAGGCGAGCUUGAAGGACAAGGACUGUCCCAUCUGUGGCAACCCUUUCCUUGAUGACCCUCAUCCGCUCGUUGUCCAACUCCCCUGCCACAAAGACCACCUCUUCGACCUCGAAUGCAUUACGCCCUGGCUCAAGCUGAACCCUACCUGUCCUCUUGACCGAAAAGAGCUGGUCAAGAAGAAGGCUCCCCCACCUCCUCCAGAUGACGAGGAAGAUGGAGAAUACGACGACAUGUAUGCAUGA